This is a messenger RNA of Paraphaeosphaeria sporulosa, 484 nucleotides long. RefSeq lists its product as uncharacterized. Lineage: Eukaryota; Fungi; Ascomycota; Dothideomycetes; Pleosporales; Didymosphaeriaceae. The transcript is spliced from 2 exons. The record is from RefSeq and is a predicted model, not a curated record. The coding region runs from base 124 to 393 and encodes 89 amino acids.
UUUGUCGUUUUGGUGUGUACAGAAUUGGCCUCAGUUAAGUGACUCGGUAGCGUCAAAGAGGGGCGUUCGCUGCGUGCGCGAAGCCAAUGCCGAGCACGAGGAAGGGUCUAGACGGCAGGCUGCAUGCGCGGAUGGGCGAUGAGCACCGCACGAGGGCCGCAGCGCACCGCUGAAGCCGCCGUUCUGCACCUGGCGUGUUGGCCUGCACCUCCGGUAUCGCGGAGGCUCUUUGCGCUGAAAUUUGGCGGGCGCGCGCCAAUCAUGACGACGCCGGCGAGCAGCCUCGCGCACGCUCGCUGCCUGCCCCGCCGAAGCGCGCUAGCCGCCCAUUCCGGCCUAGCUGCGCGCCGGGCGGUGAGCCGGGGCAGUUCGCUUCGCACACUUUCAUUUUGACCUGGACACUCGCCGUCGCUGAAAAGUCACCUGCACGCUCAACACCACACCCGGACCCCGACAACCCACCCGUCGCACGACUUCACACAUC